Molecule: messenger RNA, 2478 nt
Organism: Doryrhamphus excisus (bluestripe pipefish)
Lineage: Eukaryota; Metazoa; Chordata; Actinopteri; Syngnathiformes; Syngnathidae
Source: RefSeq, a predicted model, not a curated record
CACUGCGGGUGAGUUUCUAGCAGUUCUUAGGUGCUGGUCGUAUUUAAACACUGACGUAGCCCGGUAUGCAAAUGAGGUUUUGGUCACAAAAGCACUUCGUGCUUACUAACGUCGAGACAAAGAAGCAAAACGUUUUUGUUGGGGUUUCUCCUUGACGCCCUUUUGUUUACUGUCACCAUGGCAACACUCACCGCGCAGUUGCAGAACGUCGUCGUCCACAACUGGCCUCUAACGUGGCCACGACCAGCACCAGAACCAGUCCAGAUUCCAAAACGGGGUCCAGCACAAGUCCAGGUAGCCAUGAUGACCCCACAGCAGGCCAUGCUGCACAGGCAGAAACGGGACGAGAUCCGAGACCGGGCUCACAAGUUUGCCAUGGAGCGUCAAACCUUGGACAUGAAGAACACUUGGCUGCAGAGUGCAGACAAACACUACGUGCAAAGAACCAUUGAGAGGAACGUCAGAGACACGAUGGCGCAGCACGACAUGGCCGUCCAGGAGCGGCAGUGCAGGCUCCGAACUCUGCUGGAGGCCGAUGAGGAGCAGCUGGUGCAGGAGGCUCGCAGGGACCACGAGACUCCGCUGGAGAGGCAGGCCCACAUGCGGAUACGGGCCCAAACGCUGCGUGAUAUGCGGGAGGUGCAGCGACAGAAGGUGGUGGCCGACAAGCUGGAUCAGCAGUUCAGGGGUCAGUGCCAGGAGCUGCGUGAGGCCCAGAGCAAGCGCAGGCAGCAACAAGUGUUCGAGGAACGUGCCGUGCAGCUACGCAGCCAGCAGGAGCACGCCCGGCUGCGGCAGCAGGAGGAGGACAUGUUCCAGGAGCUGUGGGAAGCCGACGCCCGAGCCAAGGACGACAGGGAGCGGCGGAGAGUUGAGAGCCAGCACCAGAGCAACGUGGCGCAGCUGGACGGCCUGCGGCAGCAGAUGGCAGCAGCGGAGGAGAGGCGGCGACAGAUGAAGCUGCAGCGGGACGAAGAUGCUCGGCAACAGGCACAGCGGCAGCAGCGGCAGCAGCAGCUGGCCGAGCGAGAGCGCCGCCUCAGCUUGGACGCCGCGCAGGCCAGGCGCCGCAUGCUGGACGACAGCUUGCGGCUGAAGAUGGAGCGCCUGGCCAAGGAGCAGCAGGAUGAGCUGCAGCUGGACCUGAGCAUCCUGCAGCAGACGCUUCAGGACGAGAACCAGCACCAACAAGACGCAGCCGACAAGAAGGCCGAGCUGCGAGACGAGCAGCUCAGGUUUCGUCAAUAUUUGGCCGAGCAGCUGAUGAAGCGCAAAAAGGAUGAGGAGGAGAUGGAGCAGCUGAUGGAGGACAAGCUGAGGGAGACCUGGGACCGGCGGGACAGACAGAACUUCCUGCAGCAAGAGGCCAGAAACCGACUGAUGGAGGAGGUGAUGGAGUCCCGCCGGCUGCAGACCGCACACAAACAACACGUUAACAUGCAGAAACGUCUGGAAGCAACCAAGGAGAGAGAAGAGCUGAACGCAGCCUUCCAUGAGAUGAAAAGGGCGGAUGAGGAGCAGAAAAAGAGGCAGAGGCAGGCGUACGUGGCGUACCAGGCGGACCUGCGGGCGCAGAUAGAGCAGCAGCAGCAGCUGAGGAGGGAACAGGAAGCGGAGGACGAGAGGCAAAAGCAGCAGGUCCUCAUGCUGGAGAAGCAGCAGCAGCAGAAGAAAGAAGAGGUUCUGGCCCGACCCACUGACGGCACCUCCCACCCAUUCAGAAGAUACAAGUCACCCGCUGGCCAGGACCUUUAAGAAGAUCAACAAAACACAUCCACAUGGCACAUUGACUCAUCUUAUUUUGAAGGGGUCAUCCAGGAAGCUAGCUGGGAAAAGCCUUGUGGUCAGAAAGUACGCUAGCAGCAAGUGUAGCUUACUGGUAGCCCCACAUGCUAUUGUCGCUAGCCACUAGCAGCUACUUUAGCGCUUUUUCAGUGUUUACUGGAAACUUUAGGCUUUAACUUUAAGCUAGCAGCGAUACCAAUGAAGCUAACACGGGAGCACCAGCAGCGAUACGACCCUUCUUACAAGAUCAUUCCGUUUGCUGUCUUCAUCGUUACAAUCUCAAUAAAACACAACAAGGACUUGAGGCCUGUUUUUAAAUGAACUAACUUAUUUGUAAACAUAUAAUAUCAAAUAUGUACAGUAGUAUACACACAAUGUAAGACGGCCAAACAAUAUGUAAAUUCAGCAAUAUAAGACGACGAUGACUUUCUCUUUGGGCUUUUCCCUCCAGGGGUCCCACAGCAAACCAAUCUCCUCCAUCCAAGCCUGUCUUCUACACCAAUUACCCUCAUGUCCUCCUUCACUACAUCCAUAAAGCUCCUCUUUGGUCUUCCUCUACGCCUCCUACCUGGAAGCAUCCUUCUACCAAUAUAUUCACUAUCUCUCCUCUGGACAUGUCCCAACCAUCUCAGUCUGCCCUAAAGGACUUUAUCUCCCAGGCCUCUAACAUGUAAUGUCCCUCUGAUGUACUCC